GAAACUCGCGUGUUCGGACUUUGGCGAUGGUCCGUGAACGCAACGAGGGACCGUCCGACAUGGCGGCGCAGCGCAGGAAUCUGAUGCAGAGCCAUCAGAGCUGGACAGAUGACCUGCCACUGUGUCAGAUGUGUGGGGUUGGCACUGCACCAAACUGUGUGUACAGCUCCGACGGUAAAGGAACUCAGAGCCACACCAACGAGGACGGACACCUAAGGUUCAGAGGCGAGGAUGGCUGUUUCCUGUAUGGGGUUUUUAACGGUUAUGAUGGCAGCAGAGUGGCCAGUUUUGCCUCCCAGUGUCUGACAGCUGAACUGCUGCUAGGACAGCUCAACUCCAGUCACACAGACAACGACGUCCGCAGGAUCCUCACACAGGCCUUUGAUGUGGUGGAGAAGAGCUACUUUGAGACGAUAGAUGACGCUCUGGCUGAGAAAGCUCACCUGUCCAACUACCUCCUACCACACAAUGAGAAUGUGUCAUUCCACCAGCUUUCUUCCCAGGGUCAGAAGGUGCAGGAGCGCCUGAAAGAGCUCGAGCAGGAGGUGUCAGGAGGAGCUACAGCGGUUGUGGCACUCAUCUUAAACAACAAGCUUUACAUCGCCAACGUUGGUACCAACAGGGCACUGCUGUGCAAGUCCAGCAUCGAUGGCCAGAACCAGGUUCUCCAGAUCGGCCGACCACACAGCACAGACAAUGAAGAUGAGCUACAGAGACUGGCUGCACUGGGUGUGGAUUCAGCUCGUGUAAGGCAGGCGGGGCAGAUUGCCGGCCAGAGCAGCACGAGGAGGCUCGGAGACUACCGAGUGAAGUUCAACUACAAUGAAAUCGACUUGCUCAGCGCAGCCAAGACGAGUCCAAUCAUUGCAGAACCGGAGAUUCACGGCAGCCAGUCUUUGGACAGCGUGACAGGCUUCUUGUUGCUGAUGUCAGAAGGUCUCAUCAAUGCCCUUGAGUCUGCCCACGGCCCUGAGCAGGCCAAUCAGGAAAUCGUUGCCAUGGUAGCAGCAGAGCUGGCCCAGCAGACCAGUCUGGAGACAGCGGCUCAGUCGGUGGUGGACCGCGUCAAGAGGUUGCACCACGAUGUCUACGUGUCCGGCCGUCAGAGGGCGACUUACUGUUCUCGGCAUGAGGACAUGACCCUGCUCAUCCGCACGCUCAACUACGCGCUGGCUGACGGAGCGCUCACGCCCACACAGGGUGGACGCAUCUACCCCGUGUCAGUGCCCUACUCCAACAGCCAGAGCACCAGUAAAACCAGUGUCACCCUCUCACUGGUCAUGCCCUCUCAAAGUACCCUUACCAAUGGAACCAACACUGCCUCCACCCUGGAGGAAGGCACCCCCACACCAGGCAGUCAGAGCCCCACUGCCACCCUCCAAUCCACCAACACCCAGACGCAGAGCUCAAGCUCCAGCUCGGGAGAUGGAAGCCUGUUCCGCCAAAGAGGCAGCCAGGCGGCUCAGCCCGACGAGACGGGCAGGGUCCCGCCUUACGUGGACUUCAGUCAGUUUUAUCUCCUGUGGGGAAGUGAUCACAGCGAUGGCCAGAGCACCCAGGGAGGACUGGGACCCCAGUGAGAAGGAUAAGCAAGGGUGCAAGUUGGAAAGAGAUGGACUGGGUUUUCUGGCGGCAAGGAGGCACAUGGAUUUCGAAGGGACAAAGAUUUUAAGAAGUGGUUGGGAUGAUGGAUUAAAUGCUAUUAAUGUAUCAUAACUAAAAAUAAGUGACCUCAAGGUUCAUGGAGAAGCAUGGAGGAAGGACUGGGGUUUGCUAUCAAACAUAAACAGUGGAUGAAGCCAGUGGGCAAUGAAUAACAGUGAGAAAAUGGUGUGAUGACACAUCAUGAAGUGUUUUUCCUCUUCUUGUAAUAGAUGCUGGUCAUGAGUGAUUGUGAAUAUAUGUAAUCCAGAGUGUAACCAUCAUUGUCAGAUGUAAAAACAUGUAUCUGCUAACAGGAAUCACAUAGAUUUGAGAAUGAUUACAUACUGUUAGGCCUUAAAAUGGAAUGAGUGUAUGCAUUUGAAAGUACUUUUUUAUUUGUAAUGAAAGUAUAUCUCCAAAUGAA
Molecule: messenger RNA, 2068 nt
Organism: Larimichthys crocea (large yellow croaker)
Lineage: Eukaryota; Metazoa; Chordata; Actinopteri; Sciaenidae
Gene: tab1
Product: TGF-beta activated kinase 1/MAP3K7 binding protein 1
Exons: 11
Coding region: 27-1580 (517 amino acids)
Biological process (GO): protein dephosphorylation
Cellular component (GO): cytosol
Molecular function (GO): protein serine/threonine phosphatase activity
Source: RefSeq, a predicted model, not a curated record